AUGAGUACACAAACAGUAUUUAGAAUAAAUAAGGGAACAUCCUAUGAAGACAUCAGUGUUAACAAGGAAGAAAUCCCAGUUCCUGCUGCGAACGAAGUAUUAAUCAAAGUGAAAGCUGUCUCUUUAAAUUACAGAGAUAUUGCUAUCUCAACUGGGGCAUAUCCUUUCCCAGUCAAGCGUGAUGUUGUACCUUGUUCCGAUGCAUCAGGCGAGGUUGUGUCCUUUGGACAUAAUGUAAGGGGUUUUGAAGUUGGUGAUAAGGUGGUUUCUAACUUUGAUAUUACUAACCUUUACGGCCCUCAGCAGGAUUGGGAAGGGGGAUUAGGCGGGCCCAUUGAUGGUGUCUUGAGGGAAUAUGUCACUUUACCCUAUGAGUCUGUUGUCAAAGCACCUUCCUCUCUGAAGCUUUCCUUUGAACUGUUGGCAAGUUUAGUCUGUACUGGAACAACUGCCUGGAAUGCAUUGUAUGGUAAUAACCAAUUAAAGCCAGGCCAGAUCGUUUUGUUACAAGGAACUGGAGGUGUCUCUAUGACAGGAUUAUUAUUAGCAAAGGCAGCUGGCGCAAUCACUAUUCUUACUUCAUCUUCUGAUGAAAAGCUUGAGAGAAUCAAAGCGAAAUAUGGUGUGGAUUACACAGUUAAUUAUAAAAAGUUUCCUAAAUGGGGUGAGGCUGUUAACCAAAUGAUUGGUAAAAACAGAGUUGAUUAUAUUUUUGAAAACGGAGGUUCUGGUAACAUAGAACAAUCUAUUGAAUGUAUAGCAUAUGGGGGACAGAUUGGAAUUAUCGGGUUUCUUAACGUGGCUAAACAAUCAGAAAUGCCUGACGCUGUUGCCUUGGCAUUAUCUAAAGGUUGCGUUAUGAGAGGUAUCGCAGUGGGUUCCAAGCAGCUUUUGGAAGAGUUGAUGAGGUUUGUUAACUCUAAAGGGUUAUCAAUUCCGGUAGAUAAAUCUUUCAAAUUUUCUAAACCUGAGGUUAUUGAAGCUUAUAAGCAUCUUCAAAGCGGAAGUCAAGUUGGAAAAGUAUGCGUUACACUCGACUAG
Molecule: messenger RNA, 1041 nt
Organism: Debaryomyces hansenii CBS767
Lineage: Eukaryota; Fungi; Ascomycota; Pichiomycetes; Serinales; Debaryomycetaceae
Product: zinc-dependent alcohol dehydrogenase family protein
Exons: 1
Coding region: 1-1041 (346 amino acids)
Molecular function (GO): oxidoreductase activity
Source: RefSeq, a predicted model, not a curated record